Messenger RNA from Seminavis robusta, 4380 nucleotides. Lineage: Eukaryota; Bacillariophyta; Bacillariophyceae; Naviculales; Naviculaceae. The record is from the annotation of a GenBank genome assembly.
AUGCUCAUGCUACGAUCUGUAACAGGAAGAGCCACUACUAGUAGUAUUACUACGGCCAUGUCGCUGUGGCUAUGCUUAUUCAGCAUCUCCACAAUAGCGGCGCUGCGGUCGUCUGUACGAGGCCAGUCAGCGGUGGACGACUACAGCACUAGAGCUACCAGCUUUACCUCCACCGUCUUUAUGGAGUACACUUCAACCGCUCUUGACAGCUUCCAAGAUGACGACGCUGACUCUACCAGUAUACACGGUACUAGUGCUACUAGUAGCUUAGCAAGCGAAGAACGAAUGGCUCUAGAAGAAGCCUUUCGAGAGACUUACAAUCGGCUAAGUCUACAAGCAGCAAGAGACUCUACUAGCAGUGGUAGCAGCAGUGGUAGCAGCAGUGGCAACAGCAGAGUCCAAAAAGCUACCAUUGUCAAGACCACAGGACUCAGUCACGAUCACGAGUCACGGACUGAAGGACCCCACCCACUAGCUAAGGAAGCCGACUUGGCAGGGAACCGACACCAACUGCAAUGGUCUAUACAGGCUUCCUGUGAGACAGAACUGGGAUGUUCCAGACGGCUCUUUGAUGAAGCAAGUCCAAGUCCGAGAGACUUUCAAGAUGCCUACCAUCAAAAGCUAGGCAUUACACAACACCGUCAUCUCUUGCAAGAGGAGCAACAACAACAGUCAAGACAAAGACAUACGCAAGAACUCGUGGAAGCCACGGCAUUCGAGUGCCCCUCAGACACGUCGUCCUUUACAUCCCGCUUUUAUCUCACGGUGGAUGCACUUUCCUCACUCGAGAUGGACCUCGAGUUGGACCGCGAGUUAUGGAUCAGUAUGAUACAGACGACCUACAACUCGCUCAGCUUUUAUACCUGCGAUGCGCCACACUUUCGGACUCUGGUAGAUGUACAAGUACGAGAGCAAAAACCUAGUAGUACUAGUACUAGCAGUGGUACACCCAGCAGUGUGGUACGACACUUUCCCGGGGAACGACGCCACUUGCAGCAGCCAUCCAAUGCUACUACAUCUACUACUGCGAGGACUCUGGAGUUUGCCGUUGUGGCCGAAUGCCGAGGGGACUGCGAGGGACUGGAAUCCAUCUUUGCAGUAGCAUCCCAACAAGAACCAUCACUGCUGCCACUAACGUGGCAACCACCGUCCUGGACCGACCUCCAAGGACAAUCGUCGUCACUGCGACAAGCCAGUGACGAUACCUGCUAUUGUGCGGCAGAACAUGUGCAAGAUGACUCGUUGCAACUGACGCCCGAAAUUUUUGUCGAGGCUUUGCAGUCCACGCUUCAACGAGUGCAGCAGGAAGGACUGAUGGGCAGUGUACAAGACAUUGCGGCCAUUGCCGAAGUUCAAGAUCAAGACUGUCAAGCCGCACCUACCGUCUUUGAAACACGCGUCUUGCUCGAAGUCGUCGCCAGCGGGGUGGACUACUACUACACAGAUGAUGCGAACAACUACACGGACAGCAGUCUGGAUACGCCACUCGAGCUGGGGCGCAAAUUCAAGGACGUCUACAAUGCUUUGGCAUUUGCCUUUUGCGAUUCUGCGUUUUAUCGGAUACGGGACGUGGCACUCGACAUGGUCGAUACCACGGUGCGGCAAGUCGCAUUUGUUUUGCAAGUCGAAUGUCAAGGCUGUGAUGCAAUUGCUGGCAAUGCGUCGGCCAUUUUCUAUCAUCCCAAUGCCAAUAAUGAGACAUGGGUGGACAAUACAACAGCGUUGGUACCUGCGCCGGAAGAAGCUUGUUUGUGUCCUGUAGUCACCAGUCGGGAUGAGUUGCCGAGAACCUACCGUCCUCCCACAACAGAGGAAGUACUAGUGGUGCUACAGGAACAACUGGAGGAAGAAGAGGUUACCAUGCUGCAUCAAGUGGAAGCAUUUGAUUGCUCUCCACCUCCUUCCCUUCCGCCGAUUAACGCAACAGUUGUUGGAAAUGAAACGAUCGUCGUCAAGGAAGGACUGAACCUGUACGAGUCACAAGAAGAGCUCAACAACGUCACUGGCCGAGUGCCGUCUCGGUGGAGUAGUCGUCGUGACUUGCAAUCUGAGGGCCGUCGCAACUCGACGAAUGGAACAUUGACGGGGCUGGGAUUCGACGACGGAUUGGCUGAUACUCGAGGCACCACGGUCUUUCGUGUUGGUGUCGACUGUCGUCGUUGUGAGAACACGGAAGACUCGGAAACCUUUGGACUCUUUGAUUCGUUUGAGAGACGACAACGACACCUAGAAACGGAAGGCGAUGGCGACGCCGAUCUCAAGGAACUCAUCUUGCCUUGGAUCACAAACGCCAAGCCAUUUUUGUCACCAGACUCCGCCUCCAGACGAGAUAGAGAAGAACCUGAAACUUGUUUCUGUCCACUGGGAACCGAACCCGAUGAGAUUGCGCCGCUCACCGAAGUAGUGUUUGAAGAAACGUUUUCGGCUCGCGUCGACCAACUCGUGAAUGAGUCCGUUGUCAGAUCCGUGCAAGCCGUGGUAGAUGUGGAAGAAGACGAAGAUUUCUGUUCCAAUUUGUUGGUGGAAGUUGACAUCGAGUACGUGCUCGACUUUGAAGGUGGGGACGUCAGCCGAUACACUACAGAAGACUUCGAACGCGCAAUUACAGAAACUCUCCGAAAGUUGCGUACGUCAAAGUGUGAUCCCUAUCUCAUUCGAGUCAACAGUGUUGAAAUACUGUCUGUUGGUGGGGAUGGUUUGCGACGACGUGACCUGGUGGAAGGCGAUGGUGCGACUCGGGUGCUGUACGACCUCACCGUGGCUGAAGCGGAAGAGUCAUUUUUGGAUUUCAUGGAAGGACGCUUGGGCGACAUGGAGUACUUGAUUGUUCAACAGCUGUCGGCUCAAGCAAGAGCUGGCGACGAUAUCUCUGUCAACCAAGUGGGGCCCUCGUCGCCAACAACCGAGGCGCCAACAUUACCACCCACGGAAGCCCCAACAGAGCCACCAACACCCAGUCCCACGUCAUCUCCCACAAAGCAGCCAACGCGCAGUCCCACAGCAAAUCCCACACGGCAGCCAACACCAAACCCAACUUCUCAACCAACACGGCAGCCAACACCUAACCCUACUGCACAACCAACACGGCAGCCAACACCAAACCCUACUGCACAACCAACACGGCAGCCAACACCAAACCCGACGUCUCAACCAACACGAUCACCCACACCUAACCCUACCGCACAGCCAACACGACCACCCACACAAGAUCCAACAUUAGCGCCAACACCUGAUCCCACUCCAGAUCCAACUACACCGCCAACACGAGAACCUAGCAAUGCGCCUUCGAUUGCCCCUUCAUCCAACCCUUCUGGAUCUUCGUCACCAUCCAGUUCCCCCACCAUAUCCAAGCAUCCUUCUAUGAUGCCAUCCCGCUCAAUUGCACCAUCCGAAUCACCCACGUUUUCUCCGGGGCCGUCCUCAAGCCCUUCGAAACUACCGUCUGCACGCCCCUCGUCUUCAUCAUUGCCGUCCAAUAUCCCAUCUCAGGAGCCGUCUGCAUCCCCUUCAGCGUUGCCAUCCGAACAGCCGUCGAUUGCGCCAUCCGAAGCCCCUUCGGGUUCGCCGACCCCAUCAUCCAAUCCUUCGGUGUCGGUUUUUCCUUCUUUGGUCCCCUCGGCACCGCCAUCAGAAACACCAUCCGCUUUGCCGUCCAAGGAACCUUCCGUAUCGCCAUCUUCUGCGCCCUCGGAUUCAAUGGCACCGUCCAUUGCUCCAUCCGCCAACCCCUCAGCGGUUCCCUCGACUACGCCAUCUGGGCAUCCCUCUUCUGGACCAUCAUCGGUGCCUUCUCUGUCUCCUUCCACUGUUCCAUCUGGCUCGCCAUCGGUGGCCCCAUCAACAGUGCCCACAACAAGCCCAACGAAAGCACCAACAGAUCCCCCCACCCCAAGCCCAACAGAGGCACCAACAAAUCCCCCAACCCCAUCGCCAACAAAAGCCCCGACCGAUCCUCCAACUCCAUCGCCAACAGAAGCCCCAACUAAUCCUCCAACCCCGUCACCAACAGAAGCCCCAACUAAUCCUCCAACUCCACCAACCAACAAAACUCCUAACAGAGCCACCAACCCAAGCCCAACUAUCCACCAACAGAGCCUCCAACAACCCACCAACGGAUCGCCAACACUACCCCCAACGAACCAGCCAACUGAUCCACCAACAGAGCCUCCAACGAACCCACCAACAGAGCCUCCAACGAACCCACGACCACCAACGGAUCCGCCAACACACCCCCAACGAACCAGCCAACUGACCCCAACAGAGCCUCCAACGAACCCACCAACACUACCCCCAACGAACAGCCAACUGAUCACCAACAGAGCCUCCAACGAACCCACCAACGGAUCCGCCAACACUACCCCCAACGAACCAGCCAACUGA